CCAUCUCUUCANGAAGCCAAAUUGAAGAAAAUGGAGGAAGAAAUGGAACGAGUUUUCGAGAUGAAAAUAAGAGAAAAAAUGCAAAAAUUGAAGGAUUCCGAAGCCGAACUGGAACGUCGCAACGAGCAGAUGAUUGCUGCUUUAGAAUUUCAAAGAAAGGAUUUGGAGGAAAGACGCCUGAACUUCGAAAAAGAGAAGAAAUUGGAAGAGUCUAAGUCGAUUCAGGACCAUCGGGACAAAAAGGCAGAAAAGAAAAAACAUUUAUUCUAAAGAAAGAAUUCCCAGGCAUCAAAAUUCAAGCAAAAUUUCCUUAGCGAUUUUACAUUUUUUUUAAAAUAUAAUUCUAAAUUAUAUACUCAGUUAAUAUUCUAUGUUAUUUCUCUUACCAAAAUAAAUUAAUUAC
This is a messenger RNA of Centruroides sculpturatus (bark scorpion), 403 nucleotides long. RefSeq names its product septin-7-like. NCBI's taxonomy places the organism in Eukaryota, Metazoa, Arthropoda, Arachnida, Scorpiones, Buthidae. The record is from RefSeq and is a predicted model, not a curated record. Bases 31 to 270 code for a protein of 79 amino acids. The transcript is spliced from 3 exons.